AUGAGUGGCUCCUCACUUCCGGAAGGGCUCAACCCCGAGUACUGGGGUCCCCUCUACGCGAAUUCCACUAAACCCCUUGUUCGUCGCACGGAUAUCAAGACUAUAUUGCUCAUUGGUGCCGGCGCUAUCGUGAUCGGCCAGGGCGCAGAGUUUGACUACUCCGGCACACAGGCGUGCAAGGCACUUCGCGCGGAGGGGUAUAAGGUCGUUUUGGUCAACUCUAAUCCCGCUACUAUUAUGACAGACCCAGAAACUGCUGAUAGGGUCUAUAUCGAACCACUAACGACAGAGGUUUUAGAGAAGAUCAUCAUAAUUGAGAAACCGGAUGCGCUUCUGCCGACUAUGGGCGGGCAGACUGGUCUCAAUCUUGCAACCGCCUUGGCGGAACAGGGCAUUCUGGAGAAGUAUGGCGUUGAGCUUAUCGGCGCUAAGAUGGAUGCUAUUCAGAAAGGAGAGGACCGCUUACUAUUCAGAAAUGCCAUGGAGAAGAUUGGUGUCAAGUGUUGUAAGUCUGGUAUUGUCGAAAACAUGGAGAUGGCAGAGGCUGUCGCGCAAGAAAUUGGCUCUUUUCCUCUUAUCAUCCGUCCUGCAUUUACACUCGGCGGAACGGGAGGCGGUAUUGCGUACAAUCGCCCUGAGUACCUGCGAAUGGCUCAGAUUGGUAUUGACGCUUCUCCGGUUAAUCAAAUUUUGGUCGAGCAGUCUUUGCUUGGUUGGAAGGAAUACGAACUCGAGGUCAUGCGCGAUGGCGCUGAUAACGUAGUCAUCGUGUGCAGUAUCGAGAACGUCGACCCCAUGGGCGUGCACACUGGAGACAGUAUUACCGUUGCCCCCACGCAGACUCUUACAGACAGAGAAUAUCAGAACCUCCGCGAUAUGUCCCUUGCGAUCAUUCGAGAGAUCGGUGUAGAGACUGGUGGCUCUAACAUACAAUUUUCUGUCAACCCAGCGAAUGGUGAUAUCAUUGUCAUCGAAAUGAACCCCCGUGUUUCUCGGUCUUCCGCCCUUGCAUCCAAAGCAACCGGGUUUCCUAUUGCAAAGUUGGCUGCUAAGCUCUCCGUCGGCAAUUCUCUUGUAGAGGUGAAGAAUGACAUUACACAAAAGACCCCAGCAUGUUUUGAACCAGCGCUUGAUUACGUCGUCACAAAAGUACCGCGUUUCGCCUUUGAAAAGUUUAGCGGUGCAGUCGAUACGCUCUCCACUCAAAUGAGGGCUGUGGGAGAGACAAUGGCUAUUGGGAGAACAUUCGUUGAAUCGUUUCAAAAGGCGCUCCGCAGUCUGGAGACAGGACGCUCAGGAUGGGGCAUGGACGGAAAGGAUAAGGCUGUCAGCAGCAAAACUGCGUUGGAAAGCAUUCUACGCGUCCCAACACCUGAUCGCAUUUUCUUUGUGAGGAAUGCAUAUGAGAUGGGCAUGUCCAUUGAAGACGUUUUUGAACUAUCAAAGUAUGAUCCGUGGUUUCUGGGGAAGAUGUUGGAAAUUUUUGAGAUGGGAGAGAGCAUGAAGAAGCAUGAAUCUGUGACGGCAAUAGAGACGCAGGAUAUGUACAAGUACAAAUCGACUGGUUUCAGUGAUAAGCAGAUGGCUUUCGCUCUCAAUACUACUGAAGAUGAAGUUCGUAGCCAUCGCAAGCAACUGGGUGUGGUCCCGGUGUAUAAAACUGUUGAUACAUGCGCAGCGGAGUUUGAGGCGUAUACCCCGUAUAUGUACAGCUCGUACGACUCGAUGCGUUCUUGGGGACCAACAGUUUCCCUAGAUUCUGAAACGCCACCGCCGACAGGCAAAAAGAAGGUUGUCAUUUUGGGGCAGGGGCCGAAUCGCAUCGGACAAGGCAUUGAGUUUGAUUACUGCUGCGUCCAUGCUUGUUUUGCGCUUCGAGAUGCCGGCUUCGAGACAGUCAUGAUCAACUCAAAUCCAGAGACGGUAUCAACGGAUUAUGACACAGCAGAUCGCUUGUACUUUGAACCGCUGACUCUGGAAGACGUUAUCGGCGUUUUGGAAGCGGAAAAGCCAGACGGCAUCGUGGUUCAGUUUGGUGGCCAAACACCUCUAAAGCUUGCUGUUGCUCUCGAAGAAUACUUGGCUUCAGAGGAGGCUCAAAAAGCUGGACUGAAAUGUAGCAUUCUUGGUACCCCUCCGGACUCGAUAGAUGCCGCUGAAGAUAGAGAUAGAUUCAUGGCCAUUCUGCAAGAGCUUGGAAUUCGCCAACCCGCAAAUGGCAUUGCCAGGUCCUAUGGGGAGGCUGCUGCCAUUGCAGCAGAGAUUGACUACCCAGUUGUCGUAAGACCAAGCUAUGUGUUAGGUGGCCGAGGUAUGGAAAUCGUUUACAAUGAGUCUGAGUUACAUCGAUACAUGUCUGCAGAUGUCGUGGUUGAAUCUGAGCAUCCCGUUCUCAUCGAUCGUUUCUUGGACAACGCAAUUGAGGUAGAUGUCGAUGCAGUUGCUGAUAUGCAUGGAAAUGUAGUUAUUGGAGGAAUAAUGGAGCAUAUUGAAGCAGCGGGUAUUCAUUCUGGGGAUUCAGCAUGCUCUCUUCCAACCAUCUCGAUACCUUACAACGCUAUGGUCACUAUUCGUUCUUGGACAAUAGCUCUAGCCAAGCGACUGGGGGUUAUCGGACUUAUGAAUGUUCAGUGGGCAGUGCAAGGGGAAAGCGUGUUUAUUCUAGAGGCAAACCCGCGAGCAUCCAGGACAGUUCCAUUUGUCUCGAAGGCAAUAGGACAGCCGCUGGCUAAAAUUGCCUCGCUUGCGAUGAUGGGAAGCACCUUGAAGUCACUUGGAAUGGAAAAGGAAAUUAUUCCCCGGUAUACUUGUGUGAAGGAGGCUGUACUGCCAUUCAAAAAGUUUCCGGGUGCGGACAUUCUGCUUUCACCUGAAAUGAGGUCAACUGGAGAAGUGAUGGGAAUUGAUGACUCAUUUGCCAUGGCGUAUGCCAAAGCUGAGCUGGCAUCUGGGCUCGUUAUUCCGACGUCGGGAAGAGUGUUUAUGAGCCUGGGGGAUCAGGACAAGGAGUCUGCUAUUCCGCUUGCUUUUGACAUGGUCGAUCUUGGGUUCAAGAUCUAUGCCACUCGUGGUACGUACGUCCAACUGAUUGCUGGAGGUUUGAACCCGACAGACGUGGAAAUGGUUCUCAAGGUGCAUGAAGGCCGACCUCACGUGUUGGAUAGAAUUAAGAAUGGGGAAGUGAAUCUCUUCAUAAGUUCACCAAGUCGAAAACCCGAGGAUUUGGAGAGCACAAGAAUCGUGAGACGGUCUGCCCUUUCCUCCAAUAUCCCGUACGUGACGACGGUUGCUGCCGCGCGGGCGCUUGCCCAAGCUAUUCGCGUUUUGCAAACUCAAGAAAUUACUGUGAAAGCGAUGCAAGAUUAUCAUAAAACUGCACCGCCCGUAGUACUACUAGCGGCUGCGGAUAUCGCAAGCACCUUGUGAAUGGAAUUGGCAGCCCGUACUGGGGUGAGGACGUCGGAUUGUGGAAGGAAAGCACACAAAGCGAUCCAGUGAUCAAGGAUUCAAUAAACAAGGGAAGUUGCGCCC
Messenger RNA from Chondrus crispus (carragheen), 3531 nucleotides. Its product is annotated as carbamoyl-phosphate synthase, pyrimidine-specific, large chain. The record is from RefSeq and is a predicted model, not a curated record. The transcript has 2 exons. Lineage: Eukaryota; Rhodophyta; Florideophyceae; Gigartinales; Gigartinaceae. Gene Ontology annotation, molecular function: ATP binding; metal ion binding. Gene Ontology annotation, biological process: L-glutamine metabolic process. The coding region runs from base 1 to 3426 and encodes 1141 amino acids. Gene Ontology annotation, cellular component: cytoplasm.